GCAGAGCGGAGACGCCCUCAGUCUUCGCCUUCAAGGGGAACUGAAGAGCCGGGAUGGUGAGAGGUCAGGCUGCAGCCGUCGUAGUGGUUGUGGGUGGCAGGAAGAGGGUCUUCCUUAUCCAGCGGGAGCGACGAGCUUUCCUUUCCGGUGCCUCACGUAAUGUCGUCGUACGCUCGGCCGUCUCGCGCCGUUGCCUAGGAGACUGGAAGCGUAGGAGUAGUAACGGCGAGUCGGGAGCUGGUGGCAAGCUCCUGGCUUCUGCCGGCCUCGAGACCAACGGCCGCGCAAGUUCAGCAGCGCGUGGCUUUUCAUGCGGCGAGAGCGUCGGCGCGUUCGGGGCGAGGAGGAGCCGUUUCCUCAGCCUCGAUGGGGGUCGUUCCCUCGUCUCCAAACAGCGAGAUAUCAGCAUCUGUGUAUCACCCCUACACGUAGAAGCCAGUAAGGCAAGUUUCCCCCUGUCAGGAAGCAAGAAGCUUUAUUUUGACACCCAUGCCCUUGUGUGCCUUAUGGAGGAAAAUGGUUUCACCACUCUGCAAUCCGAGAUUAUUGUAUCUGCAUUAAUUAACACCAUGAAUGGCAAUAUGGCUGUGAUGUACAAGGACAUGGUCACCAAAGUACAGCAGGAAAUAGCUCUUCAGCAGAUAAUGUCUCACAUUGGUGUUUUGAAAAAGGAUAUGAUCAUUUUGGAGAAGAGUGAAUUUUCUGCACUUCGAGCAGAAAAUGAGAAAAUAAAACUUGAACUUCAGCAGCUAAAAAAGCAAGUAAUGGAAGACACUUCCAAAGUUCGUACAGACAGCAAGUUAGAUUUUAACCUGGAAAAGAGCAGAGUAAAAGAACUGUAUUCGCUAAAUGACAGAAAACUGUUGAAAAUGAGAACAGAAAUCGUGGAAUUGCAUGCACAGCAAGAUCGAGCGUUAACAAAGGCAGACAGGAAAAUAGAUACAGAGGUUGCAGGACUGAAAACAAUGCUUGAAUCGCACAAACUUGACAACAUUAAAUAUUUAGCAGGUUCUGUAUUUACAUGUCUUACAGUAGUACUGGGAUUUUACCGUUUAUGGAUAUGACAAACAAUCUAUUUUUUGAAAGGACUCAUAUUACCUUAUCUUAGAAGAAACAAAGAUGCAUUGUUGCCUGGCUGAAGUUUAGUCCUGACUUUGAAAUAGAGUCAUUGCCAUUUUAUUUUUUAAACUAUGGAAUGUAACCAAAGAAUGUGCCUGAAGACGAAUACAUAUGUCAAAACGUGACCCUAAUUAGUCAACCAUAUUUUUCACUCCUUAAUCUUCGGGUCUUUCUGUGCUAUUGCAACGCUAACAUGUCUGAUAAGGGGUGUUUCAUAGACAUUUCAAAUAUAAUAACUGACAGGGAAAUCCACCAAGAUGUUACAUGCCAAGUUCAUUUGUUAUAUUUGCUGUUUGUACUGUGCAUUCGAGGAGAGAAUUCAGCACUAAGUGAAGGGGUAGGGAAGAAAAAAAAUCUACUGAUCCUUCCUUGAUCCCCAUUCCUUCAGAGCUAGAAACUCCUAAGUUAAAUCACAGUUUACAUAUUUCUUCUGCGUUCACAAAGCAUAAUGCAAAGAUUUGUUAUUAUAUAUUGACAUACUGAUUGCUUUGAUUGUGUCUGGUGUUGUACAUUUCCAUCCAAUUAAUCAUGUUUUUUAUGAGCAGGUAUUGUGGAAAGAUAAUGUAGAUAAGAUGCAAGAUGAGGUGUAAACUUGAAACUGCAUCUCAGUUGACACAUUCGUUCCAAAAAUGGAAAAAAUAAUGCUUAGUGAGAAGCACUAGCCUUUUGCAUAGACACUUUCCCCCAUCUCUGGCCCAGCAAUUAAAAUUAAACCAAUAAGUUAAGAUCCAGUUCAGUCUAGCAGCAGAAUAGCAGAAUCAGGAGAGGUCUUGAAAUGAAAAUAUUUACUAACGAGUACUUCUUAGUAGUGGCUGGUAUUGAAGAAUAAAGCUGAUAAAACUGUUACCGAAGCUAAUUUAUGUAGGUAGUAGCUUGUCAGUAAGAUUGGAGACUACUGCUAGAAUAGCCUUACAGGGCAAGAGGCCCAAAAUUAGUUCAAUUGAAAUAAAUUCCACAUAAUUACCUAGAUUCAGAGACCCCUGUGUGUGAUCUUCAUGAAUGGAGUAGAUACUUACGUGAGAACACUUAAGUCUGCAAAAGGAAUAUAUUCUGUAUAUAAUGAUUGUGCUUCUCCCACUGAUAUGGACUAAGAUAAUUUUGCUGAUUUAGGAGCUUGUGAUGAGUGGUACCCAUUUUUAACCAUACUGUUAUGACACUCUACAGCAUACAUUGUUAUAUGUGUUGUUAUGCCCAGCUUAACCUGUUUUUUAUUCUUUACCAUUUUUGAACUGUAAACCAUUUUUGAACUGUAAAGUUAUAACACCACUUCCUUAACCCUUGCGCAGCAGUGUUGCAAGUGUUUAUGUGGCAGAAGGGUGGCUGAAUUGACUUAAAGAAUCAAAUAAAGGUUAUCUGCAUAAA
Heteronotia binoei (common prickly gecko) is the source of this 2481-nucleotide messenger RNA. It is a transcript of the gene MCUR1, whose product is annotated as mitochondrial calcium uniporter regulator 1. The coding region runs from base 54 to 1064 and encodes 336 amino acids. Gene Ontology annotation, biological process: positive regulation of mitochondrial calcium ion concentration; calcium import into the mitochondrion. Lineage: Eukaryota; Metazoa; Chordata; Lepidosauria; Squamata; Gekkonidae. The record is from RefSeq and is a predicted model, not a curated record. Gene Ontology annotation, cellular component: mitochondrial inner membrane; mitochondrion. The transcript is spliced from 9 exons.